This is a messenger RNA of Lasiosphaeria miniovina, 528 nucleotides long. RefSeq names its product glutathione peroxidase. The record is from RefSeq and is a predicted model, not a curated record. Gene Ontology annotation, biological process: cellular response to oxidative stress. Gene Ontology annotation, molecular function: glutathione peroxidase activity. NCBI's taxonomy places the organism in Eukaryota, Fungi, Ascomycota, Sordariomycetes, Sordariales, Lasiosphaeriaceae. The coding region runs from base 1 to 528 and encodes 175 amino acids. The transcript has 2 exons.
AUGUCUUCGGCGACGUCAUUCUAUGACUUCAAGCCUCUGAACAAGAGGGGCAUUGAGGUUCCGCUUUCCGAUUACAAGGGCAAAGUUGUGCUGGUGGUCAACACAGCCUCCAAGUGCGGCUUCACACCACAGUACAAGGGGCUGGAGGAACUCUACAAGAAGUUCAAGGGGACACAUGGCGAUGACUUUGUCGUACUGGGCUUCCCCUGCAACCAGUUUGGCUCGCAGGAGCCAGGCUCCGAUGAAGAGAUCUCGACCUUCUGCGAACUCAACUUUGGCGUGACUUUCCCGCUCUUUCAGAAGAUCGACGUGAACGGCGAGACCGCGGCCCCCGUCUACACGUGGCUCAAGACCCAGAAGCCAGGUGUCAUGGGUCUCAAGCGCAUCAAGUGGAAUUUCGAGAAGUUCCUCAUUGGCAGAGAUGGCAAAGUCAAGGGCCGUUGGGCGUCGACCACCACACCGGUGUCGCUUGAGAAGUAUGUCCUGGACGAGCUCGAGAGCAAGGCGGAGGUGGAGCAGAAGGAGUAA